This is a messenger RNA of Cololabis saira (Pacific saury), 915 nucleotides long. RefSeq names its product trypsin-2-like. The transcript has 6 exons. Gene Ontology annotation, molecular function: serine-type endopeptidase activity. The record is from RefSeq and is a predicted model, not a curated record. Bases 89 to 817 code for a protein of 242 amino acids. NCBI's taxonomy places the organism in Eukaryota, Metazoa, Chordata, Actinopteri, Beloniformes, Belonidae. Gene Ontology annotation, biological process: proteolysis.
AUGCUGGGAGUGUUGGGGCAGUUCUCCCCCGGGGAAUAAAUACAGGCUGCAGGUGAAGUCCAUCCAUCAAGUUGAUCACAAAUCAGCCAUGAGGUCUCUGGUCUUCGUUCUGCUCAUCGGAGCUGCCUUCGCCCUUGACGACGACAAAAUCGUCGGAGGGUAUGAGUGCCAACCCCACUCUCAGCCCCAUCAGGUGUCCCUGAACUCUGGCUACCACUUCUGUGGCGGUUCUCUGGUCAACAAGGACUGGGUUGUGUCUGCUGCUCACUGCUACAAAUCCCGUGUGGAGGUGCGUCUGGGAGAGCACCACAUCAGGAUCAACGAGAACACCGAGCAGUUCAUCAGCUCCUCCCGUGUCAUCCGCCAUCCCAGAUACAGCUCCUACAACAUUGACAACGACAUCAUGCUGAUCAAGCUGAGCUCCUCCGCCACCCUCAACAACUACGUCCGGCCCGUGGCUCUUCCCACUAGCUGUGCUCCCGCUGGCACCAUGUGCUUGGUCUCCGGCUGGGGAAACACCAUGAGCUCCACUGCUGACAAGAACAAGCUGCAGUGUCUGGACCUCCCCAUCCUGUCUGAGAGGGACUGCAAGAACUCCUACCCUGGAAUGAUCACCGACGCCAUGUUCUGCGCUGGAUACCUGGAGGGAGGCAAGGACUCUUGCCAGGGUGACUCCGGUGGCCCAGUUGUGUGCAACGGUCAGCUGCAGGGUGUUGUGUCCUGGGGCUAUGGAUGCGCUGAGAGGGACCACCCUGGUGUCUACGCCAAGGUUUGCAUUUUCAACGAGUGGCUGGAGAGCACCAUGGCCAGCUACUAAGUGAUCCAACAGGAAAUACAGUCAAGCAGCUAAGCAGAAUUAGCUGUUUAUGUUCCAUCUGACUGCCUGAACAAUAUAAUAAAUAAUCAAAAACCUGA